GCAGCCAUCUUCCAGUAACUCGCCAAAAUGACGAACACAAAAGGAAAGAGGAGGGGUACUCGGUAUAUGUUCUCUAGACCUUUUAGGAAACAUGGAGUCAUUCCUUUGGCCACAUACAUGCGAAUCUACAAGAAGGGUGAUAUUGUAGACAUCAAGGGAAUGGGCACUGUUCAAAAAGGAAUGCCCCAUAAGUGUUACCAUGGCAAAACCGGAAGAGUCUACAAUGUCACCCAGCAUGCCGUGGGCAUCAUUGUAAACAAGCAAGUUAAAGGCAAGAUUCUGGCCAAGAGGAUCAAUGUGCGAAUUGAGCACAUCAAGCACUCGAAGAGCAGAGACAGCUUCCUGAAGCGGGUGAAGGAGAACGAUCAGAAGGAAAAGGAAGCCAAAGAGAAGGGCACCUGGGUUCAGCUGAAGCGCCAACCUGCACCUCCCAGAGAAGCCCACUUUGUGAGGACUAACGGGAAGGAGCCUGAGCUGCUGGGGCCCACUCCAUACAGACUCAUGGUCUAAUGGACACAAAGGAAAUAAAGAACCUGGACUACAAAAAAACAAAAACAAAAAACAAAAAACAAAAAAAACCCCAAAAAACAAAAAACCAAAAACCAAAAAAAAAAACAGUGCAAUAAAUCAAUAAGAAGAAUAGCAUGAUAAAAUAUUAGAUGUUGAGGUCCUAUAGAUAGAUAAGUUCACAGACAGGGGUUCACACGGUAGAGAGGGUCAAGGCAGUUGUCCCAAGGUGUUGAGCACCCUCAGUAGCUUAGAUCCCUUAAAGACCCCAGCAGCCGAGAGCUCUGCUGAGAAUGUGUCCCGAUAUUACACGCACGUACCGGCAUUUCUUGGAAAGCAACUUAAAUAUUAAUGGUCACUUUAAAAGCUGAUAAACUAUUUAUAAAGAGAAGCAUAUUUAUUUAUUUAUUUUGCACACCUAUGACAGGUUACUUCAAGAGUUUUGGUAAGAAGUAUCUGUGUGUAUUCCGAUGGUUCAUGACGACAUUAUGUCCUGAAAGACCCAUUGCGACUCCAAGUCAAAAGACGCAUCUAAGACUGUUAACCCGCAGAACCCCUUGGCUUAGCCUGAUCCACCAUAAAUGUGCUCAGAACACUCCCAGUGGCUGGCAGCUGGGCAAAAUCAACUCACACAAGCCCAUUCAUAAUAAACUACAGAAUAACAC
Molecule: messenger RNA, 1172 nt
Organism: Rattus norvegicus (Norway rat)
Lineage: Eukaryota; Metazoa; Chordata; Mammalia; Rodentia; Muridae
Source: RefSeq, a predicted model, not a curated record